Molecule: messenger RNA, 1668 nt
Organism: Procambarus clarkii (red swamp crayfish)
Lineage: Eukaryota; Metazoa; Arthropoda; Malacostraca; Decapoda; Cambaridae
Source: RefSeq, a predicted model, not a curated record
ACCUGUCCUAUGGGUGGUAGUGGACCACAUACCCAACAUACAGAUGAUGCAAGCACGUUUCCGUAAGGUUUUGGCCAUAAUGACGGACAAAAUUGAUUGUCCAGAGGAGGGCAGUGUUAUGUGCUCAUCUCGAGCCUGUGUCCACUCAGACUUUGGUCAACGAGGUAUUAUAUCAAAACUUACAGAGAAGAGUGUCAUCAUUGCCACCAAGCAGGGAUUCAAAAUGACUUCUGUAAUAAUGACCAACCCACGCGUGGAGAAAAUGUUUCUUUGUUUAGGUUACAAGGUCCACACCACAUUUGACUUCUGCACCCUGGAAGAAGGUCUGCUCGACCUGUCCCGCAUGGAUCACAAGCAGUUCAAAAUAAUGACUAAAUACCUGUCACCAAAAUCACAGUUAUAAUCAGGAAACCACAAGCAAUGAGAGCUUUUUCUAAGACUUUUACUUAAUUUUUUGUAAUGUUUACAUUACAUGUCAGUCAAAUUUUGUUUGAAUACAACUCUAAACACACAUUAGAACACACACAUAAACACAUAUUCAUGUAAUAUACAUAUACAUACAAGCAAGCACAUACACACAUAGGAAGAAAUGGCUAAACUUUCCAUCACCUGAUGCACUAGUUCACUAAGCAGUAAGUAGGUCCCUUUAAGUUAGACAGCUGCAAUAGACUGCAUCCUAGGAAUGUGUGUGUGGGUUUGUACUCCCCUAGUUGUGCUUGGGGGUUAAACUUUGGCUCUUUCGAGUAGUGUAAAAGGAGACAUAUGUUGGGAAAUCUACCAGUGAUUGUUUUGAUUAUUAAUUCAAUAGAUUGUAUUUAAUUAUAUUUAUUACUUGUGAAUGGACUGCGUUUUUAUGAUUUUUGUAUCACCGGUAAAAUUACCUUCAUAUAUUUUUGGGAGGGGUUUUUAAUUCAAUUUAUCACACCCUAAUGAAACAGUUGAUAUAAAUUAUCUGCUAAACUGUAAUUAAAUAGUUAGUAGUAUUUCUGCAACUGUGUUAGUUAUAAUUUAAACUGUCUCAGGUGGUCAUCCAACAUCAGAUUCCCUUGGGCACAUGUACUCCGUACUGGACAGGUAUUAAUGGCGUCUGGGUGGUCUUGGGAUGUACCAGCUCAAUGUUGUUUUAUGCGUGUUGACAAAUUACCUGUAGAGAUGUUACAUAGUAACAUAUGUAUAACUAAAGAUAAAAUUCAUUUAUAAAUAUUAAACCAUCACGAUUAACAUAUUAGUUAAUCAUGAUGGUUUACUCAUGCUGGAUGUGUUUCCCUGCUGCUUGAUGAUAAAUUCCUACACUAAUAAAUGGUCCAAAAAUAUAUGUAAUAAAAUAAAUCGAAAGUUGUACUUUCCAUGGGUUUCAAGUUUUGGCAACAAUUAGUGAUUAAUGUGAGUCACUCUACAUUCUGGACUUGCUGGAGUAAUUUUCUGUGUUGAGGGAGGCACGCUCUGUUACAGCUCAAGUUUCACCAACAAAAACUAAGAUGGCUUUUCCCUCCUCCCUACUCACUCUGGAUGUGUCCAUGAACAGUUUAUUUUUUAUUUUGGAGAAUUGGUUUAUUUAGCAUAUUUUAUUACUUAUUAUUAUGGAAUGUAUGAUUAAAUGAGAUAGUUUGUUAAUUGUGUUACCAGUUCUGAGACUGGAGAAUUUUACAAUAAAUUAGCUAGAAACUU